Messenger RNA from Owenia fusiformis, 2772 nucleotides. Lineage: Eukaryota; Metazoa; Annelida; Polychaeta; Sabellida; Oweniidae. The record is from the annotation of a GenBank genome assembly.
GUCAUCUAGCAACUACACAAACAAUCUGAAAAACGAGCACUUUGCAGACAACUUUAAGAAAUUUAAAAAGCACAAUGGGGAAGAAGAUCAAGAAAGAAGACAAAGCCCCUCCAGAAGAUGUGUUUGAUGCAUUACUUGUGGAGAGCCACCAGGCAGCAACUGUUGUGUUGAUGCUGGAGAGCCCAGAAGAAGAUGUUUUAGCAAAGGCCUGUGAGGCAAUAUACAAGUUUGUAGAAAAAUGUGAUGAGAACAAGAAGGUUCUGCUAGAUCUGGGGGCUGUGGAUCCACUCUUGAGACUGGCACAAUGUGAAGAUAGGAUAGUACGCAGGAAUGCUAGUAUGGCAUUAGGGGUCAUGACUGCUCAUGCUGAAGUUCGGAAAUGUCUGCGAAAACGAGAAGAGGCAGUUCCUGCUUUUAUAGCACUUCUUGCACCAGAGGAAGAUACGGUUGUCCAUGAGUUUGCUGCACUUGGUCUCUCCAAUAUGUCAGCUGACUUCAGUAGCAAGGUGACCAUUCAGGAGCAAGAUGGUAUGGAACCUCUUAUCAGAUGCCUUGCCUCACAUGAUCCUGAUGUGCAGAAAAAUUCAAUUGAGGCUAUCGCUCUUAUGUUGCAGGAUUACCAAAGUAGAACUGCUGUAAGGGAAUGGAAUGGUCUAGAGCCAAUCAUGCAUUUAAUGAAGUCAGAGUAUGCAAUAAUACAGGAGCUGGCCCUGCUUGCACUGAUCAGAGCUACGCAAGAUGCUGAAAACAGAGCUGCCCUGAGGGAGUUGGAAGUUUUGAGAGAGUUUAUUGAGUUUGUGGGGAAACCUGAAUAUAAUGAUCUUCAUGUACAUGCUCUACAUGUACUCUCAAACUGUCUCGAGGAUCCCGAGAGCAUGGAGCAAAUCCGUGAAUCCGGAGGUCUACAAAGGUUUGUUGCGUUUAUUACUGAUGUCACCCCUCCAGAGGAAGAAACCAAGAAAGAGAAAAAGAAAGACAAAGGCAAGAAGAAAGGAGACGAAGGUAAAGGAGGUCAUGAUAAAGAUGAACCUGGUCCUCCCUCUAACACACUACCAGAGGUGAAACGCCAUGCUUGUAUAGCUAUAGCAAGAGCUGCAAAAAAUGCUGAAAACCGUAAAAUCUUACAUGAAACAGAGGCGGAGAAGAUGUUGAUCUUAUUGCUAGGUCAUGAAGACCCCACGGUCCAAUGUGCAGCAGCCCAGGGUCUGGGGGUCAUGUGCGAGAAUCUUCUCAGUAAGGAGUCAAUAGGACAAUGGGAAGGUAUAGAGCCCCUGUUGAAGCUGAUAAAAGUGGACAACCCAGACCUUAAGGAUGCUUGCUCCCUAGCACUAGCAAACCUCACAACAGGAAACAUGAACAACUGCCAUGAGAUUGUCAACAUGGGAGGUAUUGUCCCUCUGAUUGAUCUACUCUCUGAGACAAAAGAGGGCGCCAUAUCAAAUUCUGCAAUUAUUCUAACAAAUAUGGCAACAGACGAGGGGAUGCGGUCUGAGAUUCAACGAUUGGGGGUGAUUCCAGCCUUAAUAGAGCCACUGAAAUCUAGCUCAACUAAAGUACAAAGUAAAGUCUGUUUGGCAGUUGCCUCCUAUGUUGGUGAUUAUGAUUCACGGGUAGAGUUUGUGGAGGCUGGGGGCUUACCUCCUUUGAUAGCACUGUUGCAGUCUGGGAAUGAUGAGGUCAGGAGAAGUGCAUCAUGGGCCGUAACUGUGUGCAGUGUGGAUGAGAAAACAGCUACUGAGAUAAUGAAACUAGGGGGACUGGACAUUCUCCAAGAAAUUCAACAGUCAAGCACAAGAAGGAAUGGUUUUGUAGACGCAGCAUUUGAACGAUUACUUGACUCAAAAUUGUCAGCGAAAUAUGCACUCACUGGCCAGCUAGGUUCAUCUAAUCUCAUAUUUGAUGGAUUUUUUGAUGUGGGACAAUUAAGACCAGGAACAAAAUUCCUGGGACUUGAGGAUUAUUGUAAACAGGAAGUGAACCAAAAAAGACCCGUCCUCCUUAUCAACGCAGAACCUGAACAAAUUAAGGAUUUGACACCAUCUGAAGCAGAUAUGAUGAAAGAUUCUUCCAAAACAUCAGUGUCAGGGAAAACAUCUCGUACAGGUCGAGACUCUAAAUCGAAAUCCCGUGCUGCACGUGAGAGAGAAGAACGUCAGAGAGAGGAGGAACUGCGUGCUCAGCUUCUCCGUGAAGAGGAGGCUGCAAUGUCAUCUCAACCAUUUGUCACUCCCGCUGACCCAACCCUGUGUAAAUACAUCGAGGAUGUUCAAGAGAGAGUUCUGCCUCUGAUGAGCACUAAGUAUCAAGUCAUUGCUUUGGCAGAAUACGUCUCAGAUAAGAUGGGUGGACCAAUUGCGCGUGGACAGCUGGCAAAUUUCAGCUAUGAGCUACCUAUCAGUCAAAUUAAAUAUGAUCUCAAAUCCAAUGUGAUUCCUAUAGGACUCAUCAAGACUGGGAUUCACUAUCAUAGGGCACUACUGUUUAAGGCAUUAGCUGACAGGAUUGCUGUUAGUUGCAGUCUAAUGAGAGGGGAAUAUAACAGGUCCUGGAAUGAGGUCAUGCUCACUGACGAUGAUGAUACGCCUGGAGCCCCAAAGUUCCCACCUAAGAGCUACAUAGUUGACUUAAUACAUGAACCUGGCAGACUGAUGCUAGCAGAUAGCAAUGAGGCUGAACAAUACAAGAGAUUAUAGUGCUCUUUACAAAUAAUUAUGUUGGAUGAUACAAGGGAUUAUAGUGGACUAUACAGAUGAUUAUGUUGGAUUAUACAAG